GCUUCUGCGUCCGGACCGUGAGAGGCGGCGGGACCUGGCUAGCUGGCGGGCGGAGCCGGGCCCGCCGGGCUGCUGCGGGGCGAUCGGGCCGGGCUGCGGACGGCGCCAUGGGCUCUGGUGUCCAGCCUGGGUUCCAGCCUCGCUGAGCCGCCCCCGCGUAACGCCUUCCUGCGAGGCGCGCUCGCCAGGCGCUGACCAUGUCUAUCAUGGACCACAGCCCCACCACCGGGGUGGUCACGGUCAUCGUCAUCCUCAUCGCCAUCGCGGCCCUGGGGGCGCUCAUCCUGGGCUGCUGGUGCUACCUGCGGCUGCAGCGCAUCAGCCAGUCAGAGGACGAGGAGAGCAUCGUCGGGGAUGGCGAGACCAAGGAGCCCUUCCUGCUGGUGCAGUACUCGGCCAAGGGGCCGUGCGUGGAGAGGAAGGCCAAGCUGACCCCCACCGGCCCGGAAGUCCAUGGCUGAGCCGCGACGUGGAGGCUCCCGGGCCCGUUCGCAGCCAACCGAGAGGCAUGGAGGGGCGAGACCACAGACACGCUGCCGUCUGAGAGGAAGGGUUGACACUUGCUGGCAUGGCCUUGCCGGGCUUCGUCAUCGCAUGCACUGACUCCCAGGGUCCCGGCUGUCCCGAGCCAGGGCUCGGUGGCCGUGGGCGACCCCUUGGCCUCCUGGCAGGGCUGCCCAUUGCAGGCAGUGGGCAGGCCUGACCUUGCUGGGGCUCAUGGCCCUGCAGCGCUUUUGUUACUUGAAUGUUGAGCUGAGCCUGUUUUCGAUGGAGCUACUACUGUAUAACGCGUCAACUCACAAGCCUGUGAACUGUAAAUAGGCCCCAGAAGCACGUGCUUAAGCCUCUUUUGCUGAUUUUUAAAAAUAGCGUAUAGAGCACAUGGGACUGGCCAUACCGACGUUGAGCUGAGUCGGGGCUCUAGGGGAGGGUCUUAGACGUGUAAGGCCCACGUUGCACUUGGCCGGGGCCUCUAAUAUACGUGUGUGUGUGUGUGUGUGUGUGUGUGUAGCGGACGUGACAUGUUGGUUUUAGGUCUCGCAGCUGACCCAUUGGGGUGGUUGGUGAGCAGGGGAUGGAGCAGCAGCACACCCCUCCCCCUUUUGGUAGGUUAGGUCGUUCAAUGCCAGUUCCUGUUGCUCGUGGAGUCAUUGCAAGGAAGCUACUGCAGCCGCUUGGGAGCCGGUGAAGGACGAGUCAGGGUACGAGUCCUGAGGCUGCCAGGUGUCCUGGUGGCAGAGCAGUUUCUGGCCCCCGCAGUCCUGAGCAUGCUAAACACCCCACCCCCACCCACCGUCCCCAGCCAGUUUUCUGUGUACGUGGCGCGCAGGCUUCGCUAGAAAACACCAGACCCGCCAUGGCUACCUGUCUGUAUCCAAAACCCAGCUGGCCCAGCACAGAGAAAAUUGUGGCUUUUGUUUGUUGUAUUUAGUAUUUUCUGCACUGGAGGGGAGUGGGGGGAGGGGGCUCGGUUCCUUCCCCCUGCCCUUUUCUCAGAUUCUCCCCCACCUGCUGGGGACUGGGUUCAGUUUCCUCACCCAAGAGGGUCCCCUGACCCUGUUGUCAGAGCGCCAAGUGCGGGGGACAGUCAUUUCUCAUGUGCACGUGGACACAGGAAGCCCCCAGCAGCCAGUGGCACUGUGGGUGCCCAGAGGAGGGGGCUGCAGAGAGUUUCAGGUUGGCAAAGGCGAGGAAUUGGGGGGCUCUCGGGCCAGUGACCCCGAGCCCGCAUCUCUAUCCUUGUGUCUGCUUGGGUGAACUCACUUAGUUCUUAAUCCCACCACUGACAGCACAUGCUACCCUAUUGUGAUUAAAAUGUGGUUUGUGUCCACAUCCCUGGGAGUCAGCUGGAGGCCAGCCCUGGCUGGGCCCGAAGGCUGACUCUGGCCUGCCAGGAGUGCGGGCAGGAAGCUCCCAGGUGGCCCGGGGCUGCCCCCCCAACCCUACCCCUUACCCUCACCCCCCAAGCUCUGGCCUUCUGGUCAGACUGAAGGCAGCUCGUCUGGCCUCAUCCAAAUCUCUAAAAAGAUGUUGAACCAAUCUACUUUCUAGAACCCCUAGGAGGGAGCUUAGAGAACACUUUAGCAGCAUACCCCGAAAUUAAGGGUUGACAUUAAGUGAUCGCUUGGGGGAAGGGGGAGCUAGUUAGGCAAUCUGAGCUGAAGGCAGGCUUGAGGCCCAGGUGGGCUGCUAAGGCAUCCGUGGGAGGCAGCCAGGUUUUAGUGCAGGGGAGGAAAUGCCUCUGGUCCCCACCUGGGGGCCUCCGGGACCAGCAGAGGCCCAGUGGGCUGGGGUGCCCAGGACCAGGGUGUGGGUGGGAGGAGGGACAGGGGUUUUAAAGGUGCCAACUGGAAGGCAGAGAGAAAGGGUGCUUUCGAAUGAAGGGCGCCCGGAAAACAGGGAAGAUGUAGGCCGCCUGCUCCAGUGCCCUCGCGUUUCAGAACCUCAGGCGUUCUACCUCUCCUUUCUGCAGCUGGCAGCCUACACCUGAGGCUGGCUGUCCUUCACCCGAGGGACUGAGGAGCUCCCGGGACUGGCGUUUGCAGUCCCCGUGAGUGUGACUCUGAGUUGCCUGCCAGACCCGCCUUGAACUUCUGACCGUGCCAGGGCAGUUUCGGUUUUGAGAAGACGAAGCGUCACUUUCUCCUUAGUUUCACUCCUGGAGGGUCUUCAUCCCACGCCACCUGUGCCACUUGCAUCAGGCCCAUCGACACAGCGGCAGUGCGGGCGAGGGUCAUGGGCACGGUGGGGGUCUCUGGGGAAAAGAGAAAGUGCCUGCAGAACUGGUGAACCAUACAUAAUAGCUCUCACUGUUCUUAUUUCUCAAUAGCUACUUUUUUUAGCUUAGACACCAGAGCCACACACUCCAAUGGCUUAGUUAAGUUAUGACCUCUCAUGGAAUUCUUUCUGAAUAGCCCGACUGUUGCAUCCCAGUUUUCUGACUCGUCAAUCAAGUUAACCUUUCAUCCUGCCUGUCACCGCAGAAGCAACAGGAGGGGGGUGGGGAGGGAACUCGACACUGAGCCACUAAAAUACGGACUAAUUUUUCAGACACAUCUUCAAAUGGACUGUGCUACUGUUUUUGCCUCAAAGCUACCAAGUUUGUGCAAUAAGUGGAAGGGAUGUCAUCCCUGUUCAAUAAAGGCUGAAUGACAUUCAAGGUGAUUUUCUAGACCACUGAGAAAAUCUUUAUUUACAAUAAAUUUCAAUAAAAUUUGCAUAAAUAUA
Phacochoerus africanus (Common warthog) is the source of this 3228-nucleotide messenger RNA. RefSeq names its product stannin (gene SNN). Bases 198 to 461 code for a protein of 87 amino acids. NCBI's taxonomy places the organism in Eukaryota, Metazoa, Chordata, Mammalia, Artiodactyla, Suidae. Gene Ontology annotation, cellular component: mitochondrial outer membrane. The record is from RefSeq and is a predicted model, not a curated record. The transcript is spliced from 2 exons.